AAAAACAGCAAGUGGUUUAAAUCCAGAUCAGUGUAGCUUGGCACUAACACCAGAACUUCAAGAAUUUUUCAAUAAAGAAGAUCAAGGUAUAUUAUCAAAAGUUAAAAGUAAAUUUAAAAAAAAUGAUGAUCCUGAAGUUAAACAAGAUUAAGCAAUGCUUGACAUCAACAAAUAUAAUUCAAUUAUCAAAUUUAUCAUCAUUAUCUUCAUCAUCAAGCGAAACAAUCAUAAAUAAUUUAUCAACAAGUCCCACAAUUGAACAUGAACAAGUUAAAAUUAAUCAAAAACGUCCACAUAUACCAGUUAUGGUAAAUCAAGUAAUUGAAUAUUUAAAACCAUCACCUGGUGAAAUAUUUAUUGACAUGACAUUUGGUGCUGGUGGUCAUACAACUCGUCUACUUGAUUCAACACCAGAUAUUAAAGUAUUUGCACUUGAUAGAGAUCCACUUGCUCAUGAAUAUUCACAUGAAUUAGCUAAAAAAUAUCCAGGUCAAUUAAUUCCACUUCUUGGAAGAUUUUCUGAACUACCAAAUUUAUUAAAAAAACAUAAAGUAUUACCAAAUACAAUUGAUGGAUUUUUAUUUGAUUAUGGAUGUUCAUCAAUGCAAUUUGAUAUUGCUGAACGUGGUUUUUCAUUAUCAAAAGAAGGACCACUUGAUAUGAGAAUGGAUGGUAAACGUUAUCCAAAUGAUCCAACAGUUGCUGAUGUACUUGAACGUGCAAGUGAACUUGAUUUAUAUAGAAUUAUGAAAAUAUAUGGACAAGAAAAAAGAGCUAGAAAAAUUGCACGUGCUAUUGUUGAAUCAAGAUAUACAUUUAAAAAACUUGAAACAACAUGGGAAUUAGCUGAACUUGUUGAAUCAGUUAUUAAUGAUGAAUUUCGUACAGAUUCAAUUGGUAGAUUUUCACAUUCAGCAACAAAAGUAUUUCAAGCAUUUAGAAUAUUUAUUAAUAAUGAAAUGAAUGAAAUUAAUUAUGGUAUUAUAAUUGCUGAAAAAUAUUUAAAAAUUAAUGGUAGACUUGUUACAAUAUCAUUUCAUUCGCUGGAAGAUACUAUUGUUAAACGACAUUUAGCUGGUAAUAUUAGUGAUAAUUCACCAAACAUGACACCAUUGAAAUACAUCAAUGCAGCUAGAACAUUUGAUGACAACGAAUUUAUUAAUUUGACUGAUGUAUCAUGGAAAAUGUUACAUAAACAUGUUAUUUUACCAACUGAUGAAGAAAUCGAAACAAACCCACGAAGUAGAUCAGCUAAAUUACGAGCAAUUGCUAAAAUAAAGUAGUCAAAAUAAAAAACAACAAUAACAACAAUUAAAAAAAAAAAAGAACAUGAUAAUUUUUUUUAUUGAUUAAAUUUUUUUGUAGAUACUAUUGUAAUUAAUAUAAAAAGAGA
This is a messenger RNA of Aphidius gifuensis, 1393 nucleotides long. Its product is annotated as probable methyltransferase-like protein 15 homolog. Gene Ontology annotation, biological process: rRNA base methylation. The record is from RefSeq and is a predicted model, not a curated record. NCBI's taxonomy places the organism in Eukaryota, Metazoa, Arthropoda, Insecta, Hymenoptera, Braconidae. Gene Ontology annotation, molecular function: rRNA (cytosine-N4-)-methyltransferase activity. The transcript has a single exon. The coding region runs from base 123 to 1283 and encodes 386 amino acids.